AUGGCUCCGGGAAGUUGGAAACGCAGCGGAGGCGAGGAGGGAGACGUGGACUGGAUCGAAGAAUUACUGUCCCGUUUUAGUCCAAAUGGGAUCCCUCGUGUCCUCGAACCUUAUCCGUUGGGGGGACGACUGCUGUGGUUCUUCAUCAUGAUCUUAUUCAUGGUGCUGUGUCUCUGGCAGAGCGCUCUGGUGGUCCAGGACUUCCUUACGUACCCAAAGGUCGUCGGCAUUCAGGUGAUGCAAGAUUCGACGAUGGAGUUCCCGGCGGUGACGGUGUGCAGCUACAACGUGCUCAGCCGCUCGGCCGUCGAGAAGGAGAAGGGGAUCCUCAGCCCGAGGAUGGUCGCCCUGCUCGACAGCGAGAAGACCCUCCAGGGCGACGAUUUCCAGGCCGAACAUUUCGAUCCCUGCGAUGAGUACGACUCGAUGCAUCCGGCAGCAAGGUCAGACCCGAGCGCUCUCACACAAAGGGACGUGGAAGAUCUGUGCACCCAGCUGAGGAGGAACCCUGGAUCGAACGCGACCACGAUCGACGGGAUCGCGGUGCGGUCAUCCGCUCUGAACGCAACGUGCGACGGCGUUAACGCGGCGAAUGUCGAACGGACCUUGCAGGGAUUGGACGAGGAGUGGAAGAGCAAGAACUCCUUCCGAUUCAGAAAUGAGUUUCCUUUGAAAUUCGAGAGGUACGCGAAUCCCUGCUCGUUGGACUCGAACAUCAGCAUGAUGUAUUCGACAACCGAAACCCCAUACUUCAACACGAUGGAAGACGAGAUUCCAACUCUCACUCUGAAUAUGACGUUUGCAGCGUGGAAGGAAAGGUUUGUCGGCGAAAGCCUUAAUGACACCCUCGAGGGAAUUCGUCGUCGCUUCAUUUCCGCUUACAUCCAAGCAGCGAUGGUCAAACCUGGGAGGAUUCUGACCCGCUGGGCUGCAGUGGCCAUGCAGCAAACUGCCACGACGCCUAUCUCUGCCUGGAAAACGGGAUGGGCCUCGUGCAUCCUCAAGCGCUUCGGGGUUCUUGCAGAGCAGCACAGCGGCGUCCCUUGCCUUCUCCUGCGAUCCAGCGAAGUCCCCUCGCUGCGAUCGCAGCGAGAGCCUCCUGUGUCCACGUCUGCAUCCGGCUUCCGAGUUCCGUUCUCAUGCGAGCAGUGUCGCAUGGGAGCGGAACUGGGCGGCAAAUUCAAAAACCAGAUGAGCGACAGCGACAGUGACGUGGAAGCACUAGCAGAAUUGAGCGACAGUGAAUCGUGGGGGGAUUUGUCAUCUGACACGGACACUGAUGAAACAAGUGACGCCAGCGAGGAGUCUGUUCCGGAGCUCAGCGACGUGCGCACUUGGUGCUCAAUUGAUUGCGGUGUGGACCAUCCAGCACCCCCAAGGUUCCCAUUUACUGGUUCACCUGGCUUGAAGGUAAACGUGGAGCAAGACAACCCGCUGGCAUACCUGCGAUUGUUCCUGACAGAUGAGGUCAUCAACAAAAUUGUGACGGAGACUAACCACUACCAUGACCAGCAAUCCGCUACACAACAUGGCAAGUUUUCCAGAACCAGGAAGUGGGAACCGGUGACCAAAGAGGACAUUUGGCGAUUUCUUGGCCUUAUCAUUCUGCAGGGGGUGGUGGGGAAACCGCUGCAGAAAUGGUACUGGACCACCAAUAGAUUAUUGGCUACUCCAUUUUUUGGCACCGUAAUGUCGGAAUAUCGUUUUUCUCUUAUAAUGAAGUACAUCCACUUCAGCAACAAUGAGGAUUUCGAUGAGGCCACGCAUCCGGCGCCGAAACUCAAAAAGAUUUGGGAAAUUUGCCAGAUGAUCGUCAAAAAUUUUCAGGAGACCUACGUUCCAGAUAGAGACGUCAGUGUAGAUGAGAGUCUGAUGGCCUACAAAGGACGCCUGAGCUGGAUUCAAUACAUUGCAUCCAAAAGAGCGCGGUUUGGGAUCAAAUCGUACAUGCUCUGCGAGUCGGCCACCGGAUACAUCUGGAACGCUGCGAUCUAUACUGGCAAAGACCAGGACGACGUGCUGUUGACGUUGUCAACCCUGAGCGAUUGA
Molecule: messenger RNA, 2049 nt
Organism: Darwinula stevensoni
Lineage: Eukaryota; Metazoa; Arthropoda; Ostracoda; Podocopida; Darwinulidae
Source: the annotation of a GenBank genome assembly